CCUAAUAUUAAACUUUUAUCUCUGUUGCGUAGUUCCGCAUUUUAGUUAUAAACACACAUUUUGAGCCGAGCCUAUUCAGUCCAGAUGCGCUUAGUAUAUACGUGCUAAAAAUAAACAAAAUAAUAUGGGUGGCAUGGAUUUUUCGCUACCGAAAUAUUUGCCAGGUGUAUAGUUAGAAAUUACAACAGACCGAGACGCCACUUUUUGGUGUAACUAUGUUUGUACAUUGAACAGCUUUUACUUUUUUGUAAGAUAGUCGCAACAUUCGGCAAGUUUUAUAGAUUUUACGUUUAGAAAUGCAAAAAAAGUUAACAAAAAUCUUUUAUAAAUUUAAAAUCCAUUUAAAAAUGUAUUCGGUUUCUUAGAUCACCAACUCAGAUAAACUUUGAGAAGAUAUCUGCCAUUAAGCUGCUGUAUAUAUCAACCUGCCAAGUUUCAAGUCCUUUAAACCUUGUGAACAUAGUUACAAGAAGUUCUGGUAUGGCUAUACUGGAAAAAUGUCCGCCGGCCUGCUUAGAAAGAUUGGGUUUAACUGGUGCUGAUGCUGUAAGUAAAAACCCAAAAUGCCAAGUUGUCCGACCAAAACAACGAACUGGAAGAAAAACUCCCUCCCCCAAUAAAGAAAUCCGAAACUCGCAACCAAACUCCCCUCUAACCCCGUUCUGGGCUUCCCACCAACAGUUCACAUGCCAUGUCCCUAUUUCACCAAACCAUGGAUUAUUCAACAGUGGAUCUUACGCAGGGGCGCGCUUCCAUAGCCCCCCAACCGCUGACGCUUUGCCCAAACCCCCCCAACAUUGGGUUAAUGUCCCAUCGUGCGCUCAACAAAUGCAAAGCCAGCAACUAAGCGAGCUUUCAACGCGCUUAAAGGGAAUGCUUAAAGUUCCUUCAUAAACGAAACAUUGUUGCCAAGCCCCCUAUUUUUUAUGUAUAUGUUCGUGUUUUAUACAUCUUCAUGUACUGUUUUAAGGACAAACCUACACGACCACUCUCUAAUGGAUUUAUCAAGACUAUCAAGAUUUUAUGGAAGAUUUUCCAUUUUUUAAAAUCGAAGUUAACUAAAUUACUGCUUUACUGUGAAUUAGGUCUAAAAACAACAAACAAGAAAUAAUUGACUCACCGAAAAGAUUUGAUCCGAUUACAUGAAGCUACUUUGGCAUUUAGAGCAACUUUGAAACUUUACAAAUGCUCUAACGUUGCUGCUACACUGUGGAAGCAAGUUAUAUGACAAGAUUUCAAUUUUAUAUCACGUUCUACCAAGAAUUGGACAAUCUGAAACUCUCAAGAGAAAAGACUUGAAAUGCUUAUGAAGCUCACGCUCCGUGCUCUUCUAAAGAUAUUUUCGUUUCAUUUUUUCUUUUUUUUUCACAUUUUAUAAACCCUUGUUCCACUUACCCUUUUACCCCAUCUACCCCUAAUGACCCCCCUACCCCUUACCCUACAAUACACCCCCUGAAAUAAACCAAAACCCCCAAACCAUCUAUCCCCUCGGCCCCUAUGGGGCCAC
Molecule: messenger RNA, 1507 nt
Organism: Ciona intestinalis (vase tunicate)
Lineage: Eukaryota; Metazoa; Chordata; Ascidiacea; Phlebobranchia; Cionidae
Source: RefSeq, a predicted model, not a curated record